GAAUGCUUGCUUGUUGACUUUGAGUCAUUCGCACACGCCACUUUGUUUAUUAAUAGAAAGAUAUUACCACCGCCAGCCGACCUCACAGCCGACAGCUCCACCACUCACGACGGAGGAACCCAUGAUAACGACGGAGAAUACACUACUCUUCUCCUUUACCUUUUGACGUCUUCCAUUCCCAUAGUCUCACCAUCACUACCUAUCCAUUCAAUCCCCCUUCCCUCACACAAUGACACCAGACGCCGGCGCUACCAACACCUACAGCACCACCGCCGAAAUCCGCCACGCAAUCCGUCCAUGGUUCGACGACUUCCUCACCUCCUUCACCCUCCCUCUCUCCUUCCCCGAACUCUCCCUCCGGUUCCAGAAAAACCUCUACACCUUCCGCGGCAACUACGCCAUCAUCUCCCUACUCAUCUUCAUCUUAACCCUAAUUCUCCGCCCAAUCGCCGCAAUCGUGUUCUUGUUCAUCAUCGUCGGUUGGAUCUUCCUCUUCUUCGCCAGAGACGAACCGUUAAUCGUUUUCGAUUUCGAAUUCGGCGAUCGUUUGGUUCUGAUUUCGUUGAUCGUGAUUACGAUCGUGGCGGUUGCUGUUGCCGGAGUUUGGUGGAACAUAUUUCUCUCGAUUGUGAUCGCGGGUCUUCUGGUGAGCUUACACGCGAUAUUGAGGACUCCUGAUGAUACUGAAUCGCCGUAUGGAGCUUUGCUUUCAGGUGUUGAUGAAGAUGGAGAUUCACAAGGAGCUUACAUGCAGGUUUGAUUGAAUUGUUGAAGAACAAAUUGGAUUUUACUAACAAUACUUUGAUCAUUGCUCUUACGAUUUUUAUAUACAUGUAGAUUGUUUGAUGAUCAUGUCAUGUUGUUUCAAUGGCUAUUUUUGUUACAUAUGAUCUCAUAUUUGUUGUUUGUGGAUUGUGAAUUUUGAUCCAA
This is a messenger RNA of Lactuca sativa (garden lettuce), 930 nucleotides long. Its product is annotated as PRA1 family protein D. Gene Ontology annotation, biological process: vesicle-mediated transport. Gene Ontology annotation, cellular component: Golgi apparatus; endoplasmic reticulum. Lineage: Eukaryota; Viridiplantae; Streptophyta; Magnoliopsida; Asterales; Asteraceae. The record is from RefSeq and is a predicted model, not a curated record.